AUGCCUUCUGUUGCAGAUAUCGACCAGCGAAGGCCAGGCGUGUUCAGAAACCUGAGAACUAAGGAGCCACUCAAGCCGGAGAAGAUAUCCUUGUGUGCUGAGAAGUUGCCGGUUGAGGUGUGGGAACGGGUAUUCGAUGCACUGGCGGAGAACGGACAGCUGCUAGCGCUGCUGGAUUGUGCACUGACCUGCAGGCUAUGGGCUCCAAGGUGUCUGUGGCAUCUGGCGCGGCACGUCGUCGUUUGCAGCAGGAAACACGGACAACGGGUGGGGAAGGCGAUGGUCACAUCCCAUAGGAUCAGCCUGGCUACCGCCAUAACGUUCAGGAAGCCUGUUGGGUUCGUGCUUGGGCGACCCAUCACGUCCGUAGAGACCCUUGGAAUAGGAGAUUACUCCCCUUCUGUCGGAGACUGGAAGGCGAAGGUAUUUCAUGCGGACGUCUUCACCCACCUGCGGAUCACAUUCCCCAGUGUGACCCGUCUCACGCUAGACAACACUACGUUCCCGUCCGUGGUUGUGUUUGCGCGGCUUGUGUUUUCAUUUCCGCGCCUGACUCGCUUCGCCUGCCACUUUGUAGCAUUUGCCACGGGCGGGUAUUUGCGGGGGCGUGCGCUGCCCCCAAAAGGGUUCGCGAUGACUGACGUUGAGUUGUAUCAGUCUGAUGAUGUCGUCGACUUCCUUGUUGAACGUUCGGCUGAGCCCCUCACGUACGAAGAUGUGCGCGAAAGGGACAGGCAGGGCGCAAGCGCUUCCCUCCGCUCACUGGACGUGUGGAGCAUCUCCCACAGACUGGACUCUCUGGGCGGACUGGGCUGCUUCAAGUAUUUGGAAUCCUUGACCCUCGCUUUCGACGCAUUCGAACAGCGAUUAGACCCAGGUACGGUUUGGGAUGACCUGUACAAUGUCCUGGGUGGGCUCGCCUCGUCCAAGCUCCAGCAAUUCACAAUAUCCUUCAUAGCAGACUUCUCUGAUAUCCAUGGCUGUGGCAUAUCGGACACCCUCCAAACCCUUUCCACGGGUGUCAGUGACCGCAUUUUUGCCCGUAUCGAUGAUCUGCUCGCCGGCCCCAGAUAUCAUCACCUGCAAACCAUUUGCUUCAGGCUAUGGUUCGACCAUUCGAUGGACUUGUGUAUCCCCGGUUCACCCUCCAAGCAACUAUGGUUCCGGUUCCUCUCCUGCCAUUUUCCCCGGCUCAGUACGCACGAAUCAUUUCGGUGA
Molecule: messenger RNA, 1218 nt
Organism: Fibroporia radiculosa
Lineage: Eukaryota; Fungi; Basidiomycota; Agaricomycetes; Polyporales; Fibroporiaceae
Exons: 1
Coding region: 1-1218 (405 amino acids)
Source: RefSeq, a predicted model, not a curated record